This is a messenger RNA of Elgaria multicarinata webbii, 3076 nucleotides long. RefSeq names its product chromosome 20 C1orf174 homolog (gene C20H1orf174). The record is from RefSeq and is a predicted model, not a curated record. The transcript is spliced from 3 exons. Bases 90 to 740 code for a protein of 216 amino acids. Lineage: Eukaryota; Metazoa; Chordata; Lepidosauria; Squamata; Anguidae.
CGGGUGCAGCGGAAGUGGCUCUGCGGGCUGCCGGAAGUAGGUGAUGGUGCUUGGUGGACCCGACCUGGUUGGGGACCUACCGCCUCCCCAUGCGGGCCCGGAGGGGGCCGUCCCACAAAGCCACCGACAGACGCCCUUCCAAGAAGCUGAAGUGUGAAAAGAGAAGUCUGGCAAAGUUACAGAUCCGGGGAGCUGACGUUUGCGGGAGCACCAGCCACGACCUCUUCUCAAAAGAGCCCCCUGAUCAACUCCGCUCAGAAGCAGCUUCGCCUGACGGCCAGACGAUGCUGCAGAGCGAAGGGCAGGUGAUUCCUAAGGCGCCCCAAGGAGUGCUGGGGGACCAGGCCGGCCCCUGUGCGGAACCUUUGGGGCCCAACGCCGACGGCUGCUUUCCGAAAGCUGACGGGGAGGCGCUUUUCCGUCCCUGCGUCCGGAGUGUGGAGGAGGAAGAGGAGGAGGAGGAAGGUGGAGAGGAGAGCUGCGAAGCUGCGUUGUCGGAUGACUCGGAGAUGGAACCCGAAGAGGUGCAGGGCCAGGUGAUUGAGCUGGACAACAGCGUCUUCUUGAACGAGGACAGCAACCAGCCCCUGCCGGUGGACCGUUUCUUCGGGAGCGUGGCCUUCAUGCAGGACCUGCCGGCCGCUCCUCUCGCACGGGCCACCGCCAACAGGCGAGAGUUUAGAAAGGCCCACUUUAUAGCCAAAGAUGACGACGAAGAGGAAGACGAGGAGGUUAUCUGAGGGCCGAGCGUAGCUCCGCCCCGACCCGCCGCUGUAACUGUUUCCGUGACGCAAUAAAGACUCACCGUCUCACCACUGUGGCAUCUCCUAGAGGUGUGUUUUCGUUCCUCAGAAAAGAAAACCCUCCCGGUCUGGUGCUCCGGUAACAGGCAAGGUCCAGGAGCCAAGAACGAGGGGAGAGGGCCCUCGUGCGAAAGCUGCCCAGCCCCUUGCUACAAUUGACUUCCCACGCUUGCCGUGGGAGAGGAGAUGCCUGUGGCGGCCGAAGGAGUGUGAGCUGCUUUUUCGGCUCGUUUUUUUUUUUGUUUUGGCCGGUGCUUUAUUGGACCCGGAAGCAAGCAGCCAGCUCGAUUCCUCUCCGUCAGCCUGCAGUGAGCAUUUGAUGCACACACAGUCCAAGGCAGCUUGCGGAACGGAGGGCUGGAAUACAUGGCCCACAACAUCUCGCAGGCUUUGGGGCACCUGGGGUCCCACCGACUUCUCCAAGAACUUUUGGGCACAGCAGAGAGCCUUUCCCCGUGUGGAUUAAGCGUGAGUUCACCUAAAACCCACCCCCAGCCCUUCUUUCCUGAGAAGCGGCGAUCCGUUUUGACAACAGCGUUUUUCGUAUUGCCGGUUGCAAGGCGGAAACCUGGAGAACUUUGGUAGAGCACGGAUGAAAGGAUAGAAUCUGAAUGCUGCCUGUUUGUCACUUGCCACACUGCCCAUGACCCAGGAGAACGCGCGCUCUGGAUUUCGUUUUUCCCUAACUCAGGGUGGCAGUUAGUCGAUUCGUGGGUGGCUCCCAAAUGCAUCCUUUGAAUUUGCAAGGGAUGGGGGGAUAAAAAAAAGCAGGAGGGAAGUAAUGCAAGGGGGUAAAGAAUGAAAUGCAGAAAUUGACGAGGGAGGUAAUGGGCUAGGCCAGGGAUUUUCAAAUUCUCCACUUUGAAGGAGAGCUUUUCCUGUCUCAGCAGGUCUGUGGUGGAACCACAGUAUGUCACAAAGCAUUCUGGGAAGUAAGAACAGCCGAAAAGCCCUGCUGGGUGAGAUCAAAGGUGCACCCUCUCAAACUUCCCCAACCUGGCGCCCUCCAGAUCUGUGGAACUACAAUACCCAUAACCUCCGCCCGACAGAUGUUUUUGGAGAUAUAUAUAUUUAAUUGACGUUUAAAUCAACCAGUAACUGAAGCUCUCUGGGUGUUGCACCAUACCUUAAAAACCGGAAAUGCAAACAUUUAAAAGCAAAGAAUAAAAAGGGUACCGAAUCAAACCAGCAGCCAAGAGUAAAACCAUUCCAGCACUUAAAAACGGCAGCAGAACGAAGCACUGAAAAACAGUUCUUAAAAUGGGACUACAACUCCCAUCACUGUUCACCAUUGGCCAUGCUAGUUGGGAAUGAUGGGAGUUGCAGCCCAACACAUCUGGAGGGCACCAGGUUGGGGAAAGCUGGUCCAAACGCAGCCUGCCACAUUCUUUCCCCAACCUUGAGGUAUGAGUGACGUCACGGGCAGUAACCAAUAGGCACUCAAAGCAGGUGAUUCCAAAGGGCUUCCAUCUCUGAAUUCCAAAAAGACCGGCCAUUUGAAUGUGGGGACAGCAGAACCCACCCAACCAAACAGUAUUGAUUUAUUUCCCGCUCUGUCCACAGGGUCUUACGUGCAGUAGCAGCGCAAGGAUUUGGGUGAACAGGUUGGGAAUGGGAGAAAGGCUAGAAGGUUUAAGAAAUCCUGCAUUUCAGGUUGCUAGGACCGGGCACUUUUUCGCACCCUCUGCUCUGGGGCCAUGAUGUUGCAGACCAGGCAUGAUUUAGGCAGGGGUGGUCCUUGAGAUGAUGUUGGACUCCACCACCCAUCUGCCACAGCCAGCAUGGCGUAUUAUUUACAUUUCUAUACCAUCCCCAUAGCCAAGUAGGCUUUUUAAAAGCCUCCACUGGCACUUCACCCCGCCCCCUGCUUCUUAGUCGUCUCUGUGACAUCAGCAGCCUUUGCCUCAACUCCCCGCCUUCCUCUCAGGCCUAUUUGCAUGGCUAGCAACCAACGAACCUCACACCGAUGAGAUGUUCACAGCUCACAAGACCUUUUACCAGUUUAUUUCAUGGCCCGAGCUACAGUUUGGGAGCUGCUGUCCCUAUUUAUGAGUUGGAGGGGGUAACGGAGGUUGGAUCCUUUCUCAGGGCAGUAAAGAGUUUUCUACAGCAGUGUUCAGAUUUCCAUUUGUACUUCUGGAUUUUAACAUUUGCACUAUUUUGCCUGUCGCCGACUCUCUUCCAAGCAUAGGUCCAGACAUCUGCAGAGAUUAUAAAAGCCUUUAUUAUUGUUUUUAAUAAAAUACAAAACUGCUUUAAUCCCUGAGUACCAA